AUUUUUUCUUGCACUUCACUGAUGGUGAAGGACCGUUUGCCGGAGUUACAGGAGAAGCGUGCCUCGCUUCCCCACAGCAAAACCAAAAGCCGAACAGGAGACACAUCAAUCAAAUCAGGUUUCCUUGAACAGGCAUCCGCACUUCAAGACACAAUUGAAGAACUCCGAAGAUAUGUGGCUGAAGCAACAAAAAUUCAGAAAGACAUCCUCGCCAGCCCUCAACAAGACUCAGAAUUGGACCGUCGGCUGCAAUCGUUAACUAAAGUGAUACGGGACAAUGCACUUCAUGUUCGGGCUACCUUGAAAACUUUCGAAGAUGCCUCCGAUAAAUCGCCCCUGUUGGGAUCUGUCCAAGACCGUGUAAAAUCUACCCAGCAUGCCUCCCUAUCCCGGCAGUUGGUUGCCAUAAUGAACGACUACAAUAAGUCCCAGUUAGAGUAUCGAGAUAAGUGCAAACUUCGGAUUCGUAACCAGCUGGCUGUUGCCGGCUCGACGUUAUCCGAGGAUGAAAUCGAAGAUAUGUUGGAGAAGAAGAAUCCCGAAAUAUUCACGCAAGCGAUAAUGGCAAGCACAGAGGCAGCCAAGCGCUCACUAUGUGAUAUCGAGGCUCGACAUGCGGACAUUAUUCGAUUAGAGAAGAGCGUUGAAGAACUUCGUGAUUUGUUCACAACGCUUGCUUUGACGGUGGAUCAGCAGGGUGAAUUGAUUGACCGAAUCGAGUUUCAUGUGUCCAAAACGACCAAUGCCGUUGAAAACGCCAAUCGAUGUUUGAACACUGCAGUCACAAGGCAAUCGAAAAACCGCAAGCGCAAGUUGAUCUGCAUUAUCAUACUCAUUAUUCUGGGCGUGUUUCUCAUCGUGGCAAUAGCAUCCGCCAUCGGAUUGACGUAGCGAUUGUCUUGGGGUGCCGGCUGCGCCCCGUACCCACCUAACCUACCCCGGAUUCGGCCUGCCGGUUCACGCCUGGGAACGAUCAUAGGCCAAGCGCGGAAGAUUCCGGUGUGCCGAAUCAUUGCAUGUUCCAUAGAUCUAUUAUCCUCAUUAUUACUCAGCUGUACAUAUUUUAACCGAGACUUGACUUUUUACAUGAUUCUAAACCCAGUGCAAACCAAUUUUGCGACGAAUGAAAUUUUCUUUCGAACUUCUCUUAUAUUUCAUGAUUUGCUCAGCAUUUCGCCGUCUUACUACCACUCCCGUUACUGUUAUCGGAAAUUUGCUUGAAUGCAUUUUUUAGUCAAUACAAUCUGAUUUUUUCAAACGAUUGCUUCUUCUUAUUGCUGCCAACGAAUUGGACGAAUGGUGUACAAUAAAAAGGCGAAGAUGGAUGAUUACAUCGAUCCGUGUGCAAAUGUCCGAACUAGGUUUGGUCACCUGAACCUAUCACCUCCAGCAGUGAAAUGUAGCACCUCAACCAUUGGUAGAGUAGUUGAAUGGGAUAAGGAAUUUCGUAUUUCACCUUUGUGGCGGGAUG
Molecule: messenger RNA, 1471 nt
Organism: Opisthorchis viverrini
Lineage: Eukaryota; Metazoa; Platyhelminthes; Trematoda; Opisthorchiida; Opisthorchiidae
Exons: 10
Coding region: 22-891 (289 amino acids)
Biological process (GO): synaptic vesicle fusion to presynaptic active zone membrane; intracellular protein transport; exocytosis
Cellular component (GO): presynaptic active zone membrane; endomembrane system; plasma membrane
Molecular function (GO): SNARE binding; SNAP receptor activity
Source: RefSeq, a predicted model, not a curated record